This is a messenger RNA of Ogataea haglerorum, 408 nucleotides long. RefSeq lists its product as uncharacterized. Gene Ontology annotation, biological process: intracellular protein transport; vesicle-mediated transport. The record is from RefSeq and is a predicted model, not a curated record. Bases 1 to 408 code for a protein of 135 amino acids. The transcript is spliced from 2 exons. NCBI's taxonomy places the organism in Eukaryota, Fungi, Ascomycota, Pichiomycetes, Pichiales, Pichiaceae. Gene Ontology annotation, cellular component: intracellular membrane-bounded organelle; membrane coat.
AUGAUACACUCUCAACUAUUACUCCAGCAAGUUUACGAACUCGUUGUGGCAAGAACAGACGCGCAAUGCUCGUUUUUGACUCCACCGCCGCUUUUGGAAGACCAUUCCGAUAUUAAGGUUAUUUACAGGCACUACGCAACACUCUACUUUGUCUUUGUCGUUGAUCAGCAGGAGAGCGAGCUGGGCAUUCUGGACCUGAUCCAGGUGUUUGUGCAAGUGCUCAACACCUGUUUCCAUAAUGUGAGCGAAUUGGACCUGGUGUUCGGAUGGCAGGUGCUGGAGGCAGCGCUGGAGGAAAUUGUCCAGGGAGGAAUGGUGAUAGACACAAGCAUCCGCAAGAUCUUUGCUGCCAUCGACGAAGCUAACAAGCAGGACGUCUCCAGUACGCAGAAAACGUGGUGGGGGUAG